Molecule: messenger RNA, 4463 nt
Organism: Poecile atricapillus (Black-capped chickadee)
Lineage: Eukaryota; Metazoa; Chordata; Aves; Passeriformes; Paridae
Gene: CEP15
Product: centrosomal protein 15
Exons: 5
Coding region: 212-607 (131 amino acids)
Source: RefSeq, a predicted model, not a curated record
CGGAGCGGCCGCGGGUCCUGUGGUGGAAGUGCCGUCCUCAACCCGAGGGGCUUCCCCGGGGUCUGCUGGAGAUCCGAGAACUGCCCGCGGAGCUUCAUCCCGGGCUGCCUCAGGCCUUGGCAUCCGCCCAGGGCAGCGGUCGCCCCACGGUGCAGCGAGCGGAGGAUGCUCAGGCUGGUGCCGAGUACAAAACCGGGGCAAACAACUGAAGAUGUCAUCCUGUUUGGCUCAGGAGGUUCACCUUGCUAGAAGACAUGAGGAGAUACUGUCUCAGAGAUCAGAGCUGCUACAGCAGAUGGAGACUUAUCUAAGAGACAAAAAGACUAAAAAGACAUGGCAAACUCAAGCAGCUGAUGCAGCUCGUAAAAGGAAUGCAGCACUUUUAAAUGAUAUAGAAGCAGCAGAAAAAAGGCUGCAAGAAGGAAUGUAUUUACUUCCACAUCCCGAUACUGUUAAGUUAGAAACUCUCUAUUUGGCAUCAAUAAAAGAAUCUCUUCCCAAGUGGGAAGACUUUCUUUUAGGAAGAGCAGAAGUUCCUAUUGGCUUUAAGGAAACGAAAGCUACAAAGCAGAGCAUAAACUACCCUGAAGAAGAUUCACAAAAAUAAACAUUUUAGUUUCAUUUUGUUUUGUAAUUUAUCACUUAAGCAGAGAUCAUCCAGGUCGGGGAACAGAAUAUCACACCAUUAAACUGAAAUGUACAUAAUUUAAAUGAAAAUGAAUUAUAUAGGACAAUUUCAUUCUAUUGUUGCGUUGCAUACAAUUCCUUAUUUUCAUUCGGUACUACAGAAGCAAUCCUCAAAUGAGUUUUUAGGAUCAAGAAUGAAAAACAUUGAUGUAUAGAUUUCCAGCAAGGCAAUUGGGUUUUCAGUGUGAGAAGAGUUUUAUGUUAUUUUUAAUCCUCUGCUUCUACAUAUAAGUGGGAUAAGUAAAGACAGAUUCUUGCAUUAUCUUUCUUCACUUCAGUCAUCUGUGCUGCAUGCCUGCUCGUGGAUGAGAGAGAAAGGAAGAAUUUACUGUUAGCAGAAAAGGCAGACUGUGCAUCAGAGUAGCCUUGGUUUAGCACCAGGAAUCUGUGCAAGAACCUUCACAAGAGCUGUUGUAGAAGGAACAAACUUGAAUUUCUGCAUCUUGUUUUCUCUGAUUUUUUUUUUUUUUUUGUCAUUGCCACUUUCAUCACUGGUACACCUCACUCCAGGCAGCUUUUCUCAACUUCCUUCUGCCUACAUUGUAUUUCUUGUCUAAGGGUGGGCAAACAAAUCUCUGGGGCUUUUUGCUACUUCUAGGCUGCUCUUAAUGCUAUUUUCUUUCUGCUGAUACAAUCUACAAGUGAGAACUUUUUCUGAGGCAUGAAAAGUUUGAAAGAAGCAAACUGAAAGGUAACUGGCAGUGGCUGUCCAAGAACAAAGCAUAUACAGAAGUUGAGGAUAUAUUUUCAUUUUCAGCCAUUGAACAGCUUCCCAGCUUCCUCCUACAGGUGCAGUUUUAAUUGUACUGAGCUAACUAGGUAUGAAAAAUUCACUGGUACAAAACUUCUGAAAGUGUUGCUUCAGUGGAAGAUCCUGCCUGGUGUGUGACAUAGCCUGCAGAAAAUGAAUCUUUCCUAAGCCUAGAAAAUAUUCAUUUAUUUUAUUGUUAAGAACCUGGACUUGAGUCAAUAUACUUUUAAAAUUUAAUUUCCUGCAACAACACCAUUCCACCCCCAACCUGGAAGUAGCAGAGGAAAAAAAGUACCUUUGCCAGUGUCUGAGGAUAUGAAAAUGUAAUGGUUGCAAAUAUUGCUAGGCUACUAGUUACCGAGGCAAUGCAUCUUCAUACUACCUAGAGAGAGACCUCACUAUUAAAAAAAACAUAUCCCUGUGCAGCAAAAAGAAUCACUGGCACAAUAAAAUCAAAACUUUAGGUGCAAUAUAAUAUUGCUGUAUAUUUUCCACAGGAAUACUAAGAGUUCAUUUUAAACUUUUUCUAUUGAAGUGUCCAUUAAACUGAUAACUUUUUACAGAAACUGCCAUCUUAGAAUUAUCCUGUUGAGUGGGUGUUGGUGUUUGUAACAAUAACGUUGUUUUCAUAAUAUGUGAUGGCAGAUUAGCACGCUUCUCUGCAGUGUUGUUAACAGUUGUAAUUAAGGAAUAAACAGUAAAGGGUGUCAGUCCGAUGACAAUUUCAUCUAUAGUGUCACAAUACAAAAUGUCACAAAAUAUUAGAACUGUUAUAUAACUACAAAAAUAUCAAAUUAGGCUUUCAUCUUACAAGCUGAGAGCUUAAAAAAAACUUGGCAUAGAGACCAUUGCAAUUUUAUACCUACUCAGUGUUCUGUCACAAAGACAACUUGGUAAUAUUUUCUUCUGAAAAAUCACAAUGUGAUUCUCAAUCUGAUUUAGUGGGAAUGUGUAUGGAUCUUACAGUUGUAGACCUCCCAUUUAAAAAGCAAAUAAUUGGAGCCAGUUGAACACACAAGAAGGGAAAACCUAUUAUACAUGAUGCUCAGAAUGAAGGAAUGGAUGAGCAGUUAGUUACUGACAAAGAAUGGGAUUCAUCCUCUUCUUUGCAUCCAAAGGGAAAUCACUUCAAAAAUCUGGGCCUCUAAGUACUUUAUACAUGCAAAUAAUCUGGGUCUUUAUCUCCUCCGACUCCGCCUAACCACUGGGACACAAUGCAGAUGCUCACUAUCUCCUUGCCCUUGUGAUUUCCCCUGGAAGGAGAUGUAGGUGUGUGGACACUGAGUGCAUGACAGCUCCAGGGGUGAGAAUUUGGCAUGAAAGGCACCUGCAAGCAGGGUUAGAGUAGUUACCUACUGUGCUGCAGUUUGGUGCUCACAUAGUGUGCCUGAGAGUAAAACAAAAUUAUCUUCAAAGAAGGAAUUUAAAUUUAUUUCUUGGAGCAUAACUUUAGAAGCAAUAGGACAACUAGCUCAAGGAAAACUGUAGGAACAUGUCCAGAAAAGGAAAAAUUGAAUGAAGAGAAACAUUUAAAUCAGGAAUGUGUGUAGGUGACUGUUCUCAGAGACAAGGACCUUCGUGUUGUUCUGUGGUUGGAACAAAUAAGAGCAGUUGUCAAUGACUGUGAAAUAGCACAGGUACAGGAGCAAGUGACUGCUGAGCUGGGGCAGGCAGUGGCAGGGACCAGAAUUAUAUGGUCUUUCCUGUUCUACUUAGAUUUGUUGAGUUUAAUGUACCGUGGCUGGGCUAGCUUGAUACUUGCCUUUUUAGAGAUACAGAUUUGAGAAAGCAAAUGUUAAAUUUUAGUGUGCUUUAAAAAAAUUUAGGAAUCCCCCAAGGUGAUUUAUAUUGAUGUGAUCUAAUAUUAGUCUCCUAUGUGAUCUUGAAUGGAUAUUCUUCACCAAGUCAGGGUUGUCACCUCAAACAUAUUGAUUCUAUGUAGUUAUACCCCAUCUUAUCCCAAGCUUUUAUAUAUAUACAUAUAUCAAAAAAUAUAAAAUAUAGAAAUUACAUCAUAUAUAUCUUCUGUAAUUUCCUACUCAUUAUGAGCAAAUUUUUUUCUACAAAAAAACCUCACCAGCCCCCCCCCCAAAAAAAACAAUAAAAAACACAACAAACAAAACGACAACAAAACAAAAUCCCAAACUUGCUGCUUGCCCUCUUGUAUUACAAUAUAUGUAUACAUAAGGUGCAGCAGUCCUGAAAACCUGUUGCUUCUUGUGUUUUUCUGAUAGGUGAGGGCCAGCAAUUGAAUAAAGAGUAGUGAGAAAACCCAAAAGUUUUACCUGUUUGUAAGUUAACCUUGGAGUAUCUUGCAAGAAGAAAUAAUUAAUCAUACUUUUCUAGGUUAAUGCACAGAUGAGUAACCCCAGUACUAACCCAGGAGCACAGCCUGUUCACCCAUCUUGUCACCUCUACCAUCACAUUCCCAAGCUUUUUACUUUCUCAGUUAUUCUGGCUGUGGGGGCAGGAGCAGAAGGCAAGGCAUGUUACUUUUCCCUAGCAUAAGAAAUUUCUUACUCUGCAGAAUCUUUCACAAGCCUAUUAAUUUAAUUUGUGAGUAUAUUUGAAAUAGUAAGUUGGUUUAGGUGCAUAUCUGACACUAUGGUAUCCUCUUGUUUGUAUUUAUUCAGGGUCAUGUUUUCAUAGAAGUUGGGAAGUAAUUUUUAGGCUGAGGUUAUUGUACUUAAUUUCUGUAUUUUUCAUUCACAUAGAGCAGGUUGGGGAUGUAGAUGCUCAGUUUGAGCUUGUUGGUACUGAAAAAAUAAGAAAACCAAAUUUAAAAUUGAAUGUACUUUUAGAGGUUAUAUCUGAAAGAAAACAUUAUUUACUCCAUAAUGGUAAUUUUCAUAAUAUUUUAAUAGUUGUGUUCAGAUACAACUUGACCUUAAAUAUCACCCCAAAUGCAAGCUGUUUUAACAUAUUUGUAAUGCUAAGGUCUUCAUUACUGUGAUAUUCUGUUUGCUCAAGGAUUAUAAUCCAUGGAUAUACUGUGUUAUAGUUGAAAUAAAGCUUUGAUCCUGUA